Messenger RNA from Cataglyphis hispanica, 654 nucleotides. RefSeq lists its product as uncharacterized. Bases 1 to 654 code for a protein of 217 amino acids. The transcript is spliced from 2 exons. The record is from RefSeq and is a predicted model, not a curated record. NCBI's taxonomy places the organism in Eukaryota, Metazoa, Arthropoda, Insecta, Hymenoptera, Formicidae.
AUGACAAAUUCCGCUCUCAUGAAACGCGCUCAUUACAUUCGAGGAGGGCGGGCACUAGAUCUCAUAGAACAUCUCUAUUGCAACGUUUUCAAUAAAGAUAAAUUUUUAAUUAACGACGUAGAAGUACGACUAAGGCUCGUCCGUUCGAAAGAUUCGUUCUGUCUCAUGAAGAGUAACGGUUUGUCAUCGAAAAUUCAUACACUGGACGCAAACUUGCUUGUGAGAAGAGCGAAGAUAAGCGCCGGGGUGUUGCUAGCAGAUGCUAGAAUGUUGAGCAAAGUUACAAUCAAGUAUCCGCUCACGAGGGUUGAGGUUAAAACGUUCACGAUACAUAGCGGCAUUGUGGAUGAAUCAUUAGAUAAUGUAAUACUAAGUCAACUUCCGAAAAGAAUAAUAGUCGGCUUUGUCAAUAAUAAAGCGUUUAAAGGUAAUAGAAAAUUAAAUCUCUUUAAUUUUAAAAAUUACGGAGUAAAUUUCUUCUCCCUGUACGUCGAUGGUAUGCAAAGUAGUAGACCGCUACAGUCGGCUUUCACGUCGGAGAAACUGCUUUACGUCGAAGCUUAUCAAACGCUCUUCACGGGAACAGGUAUUCAUUUUUUGAACGAGGGAGAUUCCAUAAGUAGAGAGAAAAUUGAUACCACUACGUAUACGUAG